Messenger RNA from Cimex lectularius (bed bug), 327 nucleotides. RefSeq lists its product as uncharacterized. The coding region runs from base 1 to 327 and encodes 108 amino acids. The record is from RefSeq and is a predicted model, not a curated record. NCBI's taxonomy places the organism in Eukaryota, Metazoa, Arthropoda, Insecta, Hemiptera, Cimicidae. The transcript has 6 exons.
AUGACUACGGUGACUAUAGGUGGUGCAGUGUGGCCAAGACUGCAACCUGAAAAGCUCUGGGCGUGUCGUACACACUAUGGUCCGAGUUUCAUCAUAAACCAUGGAUACACCGACUACAGCUUUGGAGAAUGUGGUACGCGUCUCAGUGCGUGGUUUGCAAAGGUGCAAAUAAAGUUGGGGACGAAUAUAAUUGGAAUGAGCUGUAUGCUCCUGGCAGCAGACUUAUGCUUGCAUGAUGGAUCUACAUGCAUUGGGACCUACGCUACCUCUCUCCUAACUAUGGCGAUGUCAGCAACAGGAACAAACCAGCUUUUGCAUGAAGAAUAA